AUGGACGCCAUGGCCGCGCUUGCGAGAACGAGCCCUACCCUCGCCGCCACGGGCCGCCGGAGCUCCGCGCGGCUCCGUCCGUAUGCGUCCCUCUCCUUCGCCGCCGCUUCCUCGAGGCCCCGCGGCCGCGUUGCGCUGAGCACGCCGGAGUGGAGCGGGAGAGCGACCAGGGUAGCUCGCGUCAGCCCCCGCCGCAUCGUCGCGUCCUCGGAUGUUGAGCAGAGCUACAUUAUGAUCAAACCUGACGGCGUUCAACGUGGUCUGGUUGGAGAGAUUAUUUCUCGGUUCGAGAAAAAGGGCUUUUUGCUGAAGGGACUAAAGCUUUUCCAGUGCCCCAAGGAGUUGGCUCAGGAACACUACAAGGAUCUGAAGGAAAGACCUUUCUUUCCGAAGCUGAUCGACUACAUAACUUCUGGUCCUGUCAUUUGCAUGGCUUGGGAGGGUGAUGGUGUUGUUGCAUCCGCUCGCAAAUUGAUAGGAGCCACUAACCCCCUUCAAGCUGAACCAGGGACCAUAAGGGGUGAUCUUGCAGUUCAAACUGGAAGGAAUGUUGUCCACGGAAGUGACAGUCCUGAUAAUGGCAAGCGUGAAAUUGCUCUAUGGUUCAAAGAAGGCGAGCUUGCUCAAUGGGAAUCAGUUCAAACACCCUGGCUUAUAGAGUGA
Brachypodium distachyon (stiff brome) is the source of this 663-nucleotide messenger RNA. RefSeq names its product nucleoside diphosphate kinase 2, chloroplastic (gene NDPK3). The transcript has 7 exons. Gene Ontology annotation, biological process: GTP biosynthetic process; UTP biosynthetic process; CTP biosynthetic process. The coding region runs from base 1 to 663 and encodes 220 amino acids. Lineage: Eukaryota; Viridiplantae; Streptophyta; Magnoliopsida; Poales; Poaceae. Gene Ontology annotation, molecular function: nucleoside diphosphate kinase activity. The record is from RefSeq and is marked provisional.